CUCUCUCUCUCUCCUUCCUUCCUUCCUUCCCGUAACCCUUCCCCUCCCUUCCUUCCUUCCCCCAUAAGCAAAGAUUACAAUCUCUUCCACCUUCGUAGAUUUAGCCAUGGGAUGCUUCGGCCGCACGGGGAAAUCCAGCAAACGUUCCGAGACGAAGAAUAAGAACAAUGAUUUCGCCAAACACAACAAACUCGAAAUCGACGCUAACUGCGUCCGUAAGAGCGCAGAUCGCGAUUCACAAACGCAUCCUAGCUCAGAGGGCAGUCCAUGUGGAGAUGAUGUGAACAAGGAGGUACCUUCUGAGGAGGAUCAGUUUUCUUUGGACGCAAAGGAUUCAAAUGUGGAAGAUGAAGUUUCAGGGAAGAAAGCAAUGACUUUUGCCUUUGAAGAGCUCUCUGUUUCUACAGGCAACUUCAGGUCUGAUUGUUUACUAGGUGAAGGAGGUUUUGGAAAAGUAUACAAGGGUCUCAUCGAGAGAAUCAAUCAGCAGGUUGUUGCAAUCAAGCAACUUGAUCGAAAUGGUGCUCAAGGAAUUAGAGAGUUCGUGGUGGAAGUGAUGACACUAAGUCUCGCUGACCAUCCCAAUCUUGUAAAGCUUAUAGGGUUUUGCGCACAAGGUGUUCAGAGGCUAUUGGUCUACGAGUACAUGCCUCUAGGAUCUCUUGAAGAUCAUCUCCAUGAUCUUCCUAAUGGUAAAACCCCACUUUCUUGGAACAACCGGAUGAAAAUAGCGGCUGGUGCAGCGAGAGGUUUGGAGUAUCUUCACGAUACAAUGAAGCCUCCUGUGAUCUACCGUGAUCUUAAAUGUUCAAAUAUCUUGCUCGGUGAAGACUAUCACCCGAAACUCUCUGACUUUGGGUUAGCUAAAGUCGGACCAAGCGGGGAUGCAACACAUGUUUCCACAAGGGUUAUGGGAACAUACGGAUACUGUGCUCCUGAAUACGCAAUGACGGGUCAACUCACAUUCAAAUCAGAUAUCUUCAGUUUCGGAGUUGUCCUCUUGGAGCUUAUCACUGGAAUGAAAGCGAUUUACAAAACAAAAGCGCGUAAAGACCAGACCCUAGUUGGAUGGGCGCGUCCCUUGUUUAAAGAUAGGAAGAACUUCAAGAAUAUGGUUGAUCCAUUGAUGGAGGGAGAUUAUCCGGUGAGAGGAUUAUACCAAGCGCUUGCGAUAGCUGCAAUGUGUGUUCAAGAUCAGCCUGGUAUGAGACCGGUGAUAUCGGAUGUAGUAAUGGCUUUGGAUCACUUAGCUUCUUGCAAUUAUGAUGCUACUCACAGGGACAAGCAGACUAAUGUGAUUGAGACAACGGUCGAUAAUGAAGAGAAAAGAGUGACCGAAUCUAAGGUUUGUAUGGAGGAAGAAAAACAAGAGAUCAAGAUUUGUUCAGCACAAGCAAAUUAAUCAACAACGGUUCUUUGUUUGGAAAAAAGAAAUAGUUAUUUUUAAAAAUUUGUAGAAUGCUUCGUUUAUAGGAGCAACAAUUUUGUUUCGAGCGAUAUUGUGGUUUCGUGUAAUUUCGAUUCUGGUUUCAGGGAAAUCAUUGUGUGACUGGGUAGAAGUUAACCAAACCGGUGCAAACCCGAA
Messenger RNA from Brassica oleracea var. oleracea, 1585 nucleotides. RefSeq names its product probable serine/threonine-protein kinase RLCKVII. Gene Ontology annotation, molecular function: ATP binding; protein kinase activity. The coding region runs from base 107 to 1402 and encodes 431 amino acids. The transcript has 5 exons. The record is from RefSeq and is a predicted model, not a curated record. Gene Ontology annotation, biological process: protein phosphorylation. Lineage: Eukaryota; Viridiplantae; Streptophyta; Magnoliopsida; Brassicales; Brassicaceae.